AUGAAGAAGGAGGAAGUUAAAGAAUGCUUGAACUUCCUUGUCGAUGAAAGAUUUCUAGACAGUUGAUAAAGAAGUUUAUAAUGUAACAAAAAAAUUGACUACAACCUUCUGUUUUGCUUCAUCUCUAAAUAUUUGUUGAUUAUAAAACCCAGUUCUCUUUGUUUCCGCAUCUUAGAUAUGACCUUUAUUUGGAAUUCAGUGAUUUUUCUUGUUCAUGUUACAUGUGUUUUGCAAACAAUACUUAACAGUGCAAGGGCCCUCUGUCUUAGGGACAUUCUCAAAUUUUAUUAUUCUGAGGAAGCCUGCAGUUUCAAUAAAACUCGCUUUACAGAAGUUUUUAAGGAAAACCAGAGAGCCUGUUUUGUCAAUUGCUCUAUGAUAUCUGGUUAUUCCAAAAAGGAUAAUGGGCCGUAUGAAAUUGAGAAAAUGGAAAUAAUUUUCUCCACAACCUACAAUUUCACAAUGUUCAAACCAUGCGGUACAUUUGACAACACUGAUGCUUACAUUACUGUAACCUGUGGUGAGAAGAUAUUUAAUGAAAGAAGAGUUGGUGAAUACUGUACAAACAGUACACAAUGUACACAGGGAAAUCCCGAUACGACCUGUAAUAAGACCACUGGAGUCUGUGAAUGUAAAGACGGUUACAUCAUGAGGUUUAAUAAUUGUUUUCAAGGUGAAUUGUCAUUAAACGAGUCAUGUGAAAUAAACGAGCAAUGCAGCAAGACUCCUGAAUAUUUGUUUUGUAGUCAAAAUAAUUCCCGAAAAGCAUGUUUAUCUUUACCUGAGCCCAAAGUUAACGCCCAUAAAAGUGAUGAGAGUAUGGAGGAGAAAGACUUGGGUUCCUUCAUUGGAGUCGGAAUAGGGGGGUUUGUGUUGGGUGUUACUGUAUGUGGAGUUCUCUUUAUUAAUCGUAAUUCCUGCAAGAAAAAGGAAGACCACGAAAGUCAAGAGGUCUCUGCAACUCAAAGCUAUUGUCCGGAAGAGGGAAAUGCUGGCGAAUUCAAGGAAGAGAGAGGAAAACCCCAAAUAAAGGUUGCAGACAAAUUAUCUUAUGGUACAUCCUAUGAAAUAAAUAAUGUUCUUCAAAGCGAUAUUUACAACCAUCUCCAUGAAGAUACGCAUGCGUCGGAGACAGUGUCAGACUAUGACCACGCCCCUUUUAAUGAUCCGGAAGGGGAUACCUACAACCAUCUUUUGAUAACAUGAAACAAGUCAAAUUUUGCUUGUAAACUUAUACUACAUUCGUAUUAGGCAAAGAGCUGUCAAUGCUAUGGACCCGAAGUGCAGUUUUGUUAUAAAUAGACUUGUUAUGUUAAAAGACUUGCGUACAUGUAAAGUAAAAAUGUCGGUAAAAAAUAUAAAUGU
Saccostrea cuccullata (small rock oyster) is the source of this 1365-nucleotide messenger RNA. RefSeq lists its product as uncharacterized. Bases 178 to 1206 code for a protein of 342 amino acids. The record is from RefSeq and is a predicted model, not a curated record. Lineage: Eukaryota; Metazoa; Mollusca; Bivalvia; Ostreida; Ostreidae. The transcript has 9 exons.